This is a messenger RNA of Aspergillus sclerotioniger CBS 115572, 2900 nucleotides long. RefSeq lists its product as uncharacterized. Gene Ontology annotation, cellular component: centrosome; equatorial microtubule organizing center; spindle pole. The transcript is spliced from 2 exons. The record is from RefSeq and is a predicted model, not a curated record. Gene Ontology annotation, molecular function: gamma-tubulin binding; microtubule minus-end binding. Gene Ontology annotation, biological process: spindle assembly; mitotic cell cycle; microtubule nucleation. NCBI's taxonomy places the organism in Eukaryota, Fungi, Ascomycota, Eurotiomycetes, Eurotiales, Aspergillaceae. The coding region runs from base 14 to 2872 and encodes 952 amino acids.
UCGCCGAAGGACAAUGGACCAGGAGGAUCAUACGACGGACCCGUUCUCCAGCCAUGGUCUCUGGAGUGUUUCCAGGUUUACCUUGCAGUCCCUGCAGCCAUUGGAACCCUUGCCGUGGGACGAGGAGUUGCCUGAUCUUUCUGGCGGUUUCUUCAAGAGCCCUUUGAAUAUAUUCGAUAAAUAUGCGUCUGAACUGCCCGGCCUCAGUACGUUCGGUCCCGACUUAUUCGACCCGGAUCAAACGCUGGGAUUCACGACCGAUACGUCGAGUGAGAGUCAAUCCAAUGUAAACCCAGACAAACACAGUGUACAAGAGGAUGAUGUAGAGGAUAUAUGGGCUCUGGGAUCCUUCGACAUCAAGCAAGAUUGCGAGGACUUGCUGAAAUCUUGGGAGAAAUACCAUGAUCGGUCAUCCCGCGAGCCCGUCCCCGCAUAUUUCAGUGAGUCGGGCGCGAAAGGCUUCGAUGCGGCAUUGGCACGGCAAGCUGCAAAGUGGGGAACACAGACCCAACGAUUUAUGGUCCAGGAAGAUGUGUUCUUUCAGGCUUUGCUCAGGCUCGGGCUGGGCUGGAGCUCUUUGUUCUUCCGUUACAACGAACAGAAAAGGCAGUUCGAACAGGUGCACAACGAGAUUCGGAUAUCUGGGAUUACCUCAACUGCACUAAAUGGGCUGACCGAAGAGCUGCUUCGUUGUGGAACCAACAUGCAGAGAAUACGGAUCUUCGUUGGCAAGGUGCCCACUAAGUCGAAUGAACUCUCCGCCCUCUCCGCAUUCUCUGGUGCAGCUGGUGUAGUUGUCCAUACGCUUGAAAAGCAGCUUGUUGGACGAUUCAGGAGUAUCACCUCGCUGCUUCAGGUCAAAGCACUAUUCCACGAAUGUGGGACGGUGGUGAGCGUUCUCGCGAAUAUGGUCAGUGCCGUUGAUGGGGCAGUGUCUGAGGCCCAGAUAGUCUCUGUUGUUUCAGAACGAGCCGCCCAUUUUACGCAGAUUUUUGACCACAUGGAAGCUCUCUUGCGCGAAAUCGUGAUACGAGUGACCGAGCCUUGGCUUACACAUGUGGAAACCUGGGUUGGCCUCCGCCCCGAGACAUCGACAUCGGUUGAACUGGCUUCAAGUGGCAGGAGCUUUGUGGCCGUGGAGAGCCAAGUGGACAGUAAAAAGGCGCUCUCCAAAACGCCAAGGGUCGACUAUAGAUAUAUGCCUGAUCAGAUGCCCUCUUUUAUCCCCACAGAUCAAGCAUCCUUGAUUUUCGAAAGUGGACGAAGUCUUCGGCUUCUCAAAAGAAACCACCCACAGCAUCCAGUUGCCAACCAAGAAAUGCGCGAUGCUCAUACGCCCAAACUCGAAUGUGCAAGUACGUGGUUUGAUAUCGAGAGAAUACAGAGGAAGGCUUCGGAGUAUGAAGCUGAACUCCGUUCCGAGAUACUCAAAUACAACCGUGGCGAAUACUGCAGAGGGCCAGGGGCAACGCCUCAUACAGAAGGUUCCUGGAAUGCUGAGGAACACCAAGUGCUCACGGGCACUUUCGAACUCUUUGAUCUCGACGACGUGCCUAAUGCCACCGGCUUGUUACGCAAAGACGGCAAUUCCGAAAAGGAUAAACUCGGGCAUCUACUUGACGAAAACCCCGGUCUUGAAUCAUCCGCAGCUCAAAGUGGCUUCGGUCCUGAGCUGGCCUCAUCCUUCUAUCUGUCCUUGGCGCCUCUCCUUACCUCCCAGGCGCUCUUGAUCGAUUUCUCCUGUCUCCAUCUUCUGUUCAAGGAGCAUCAUCUCCGAUCCCACCUUACCUUACAGUGGCGGUUCCAGCUCCUUGGUGAUGGCUUUUUCACAUCCCGUCUUUCUAAUUCUCUCUUUGAUCCUGACAUGGAGAGUGGUGAACGGAAAGUCGGUGUAGUGCGAAGCGAUGUUCACGCCGGCUUGCGCCUAGGAAGUCGAGAUACUUGGCCUCCAGCAAGCUCGGAAUUGCGGCUAGUGCUUAUUGGGCUGCUUAACGAAUGCCACAAUGCGGACAAACAUCUAGAAAUUCCAACCCAUGUGGACCGGGGCAAUGAGAAAGAGCUACCCGGUGGCCUAAGCUUUUCCAUUCGGGACCUUUCGGAUGACGAGAUUGCAAAAUGCAAGGACCCAAAUGCUAUCGAGGCACUCGAUUUUCUUCGGCUACAAUACAAGCCUUCUGCUGUUCUAGAGACCAUCCUGACGCAGCGUUCCCUUAACAAGUAUGACCUUCUUUUCAAACAUUUGCUCCGACUGCUACGCAUGGUAUCUGUUGUCAAGAGACUCAUUCGCGACUCAACCGUGAGGGGUUCCCAAUCCGGUGAUACGCGGAAUGUGCUCCAGAAAUUCCGGAUCGAUUCUCAGCAUUUCGUACUCGCCAUAAGCGACUACUGCUUCCAUGUUGGUGUUGGAUCUACAUGGCGACGAUUCCAGGAUGCCCUUUCUAAGAUUGAAUCUUGCCUAGAUCACGGCGACAUUGAUGGCACGAUAGAAGCGGCUCAUUCGGUCCCUAGACUACGGGAUCACCACGAGGACGUCUUGGACCAGAUGCUUUAUGCUCUUUUUCAAAGCAAAAAGCACAAUGAAGUUGCUAAACUCCUUGACGAUAUCUUUGGAACAAUCCUCACUUUUGCUCCACUAUCCCAGCUGGAUGGAGUCGAAGGUGUGCGCCAUGAGACCGAGGCUGCCGUCCGUCGGUUAUACAGCCUAUUUCGGAAACAGACUUCUGCCUUCGUCGGCUAUUUACGCGGCAUAGAAGGCGUCAAGACCACAUCAAAGUCCUUAGACAGGUCGGGUAUGGCAUUCAUCCCCAGGGAAGCGCCUAUAACUGUUUUCGACCAUCUUCUGGCCCGGUUGGAGAUGAAGAGGUACUACUGAAUACAAUAAAUGCGAACUAUGAUAUGAG